Messenger RNA from Mesorhabditis spiculigera, 5703 nucleotides. NCBI's taxonomy places the organism in Eukaryota, Metazoa, Nematoda, Chromadorea, Rhabditida, Rhabditidae. The record is from the annotation of a GenBank genome assembly.
AUGAUCGAAUGGGGUCCCUUCGAAUAUUUUAUUCUGCUCACCAUCGUUGGUAAUUGUGUCGUCCUCGCCCUCGAACAACAUUUACCAAAAAACGACAAAAAGCCGUUAUCAGAAUGGCUGGAGAGGACCGAGCCAUAUUUUAUGGGUAUUUUCUGUGUAGAAUGCGUCUUGAAAAUUACCGCCAACGGGUUCCUCUUUCACAAAGGCUCUUAUCUGCGCUCAGGAUGGAAUAUUAUGGAUUUUAUUGUCGUUGUUUCCGGAUGUGUGACGAUGUUGCCGUUCAGUCCAGUUCAGACGGGUGGUCCCCAGGUGGAGACGGUGGAUUUGAGGACGUUGCGAGCCGUGAGAGUGUUGCGGCCGUUGAAGCUUGUGUCUGGGAUUCCCAGUUUACAAGUCGUCUUGAAGUCCAUCCUCUGCGCCAUGGCCCCGCUGCUCCAAAUUGGACUGCUCGUGUUAUUCGCCAUCGUCAUCUUCGCCAUCAUCGGCUUAGAGUUCUACUCGGGAAUCUUCCACAACGUGUGCAAGAAUGACCGUGGAGAGAUCGAGAACAUCUCGGAGAGGCCCUUCCCCUGUGCGGUGAAGAACGAGACGCAAGGGGCUUACUACUGUGAUGUGCCCGGGACGGAAUGUGUGUCCGGAUGGAUUGGACCGAAUUUCGGGAUCACUUCAUUCGAUAACAUCGCAUUUGCCAUGAUCACGGUCUUCCAGUGCAUUACUAUGGAGGGCUGGACGACGGUGAUGUACUAUACCAACGAUUCCAUCGGCAACAUGUACAACUGGGCCUACUUCAUCCCCCUCAUCGUGCUCGGUUCAUUUUUCAUGCUCAACCUCGUUCUCGGAGUGUUGUCUGGAGAGUUCGCAAAAGAAAGGGAGCGUGUGGAAAACCGACGGGAAUUCCUGAAGCUUCGACGACAACAACAGGUCGAACGUGAGCUGGCCGGAUACCUAGAUUGGCUCCUCAGCGCUGAAGAAGUUAUUCUCAAAGAAGAUCGGACAACUGAGGAAGAGAAGCAAGCCAUCAUGGAAGCAAGGAGAAGAGCAGCCUCCAAGAAACUAAAAUCCGGCGCUAAACAACAGUCAACAGAAACUGAGGAGGAAUUCGAAGAAGAGGAGGACGACCUAGAAGAUGAAUAUGAAGAUGAAACAGUGCAAGAAGAAUUUCCGGGAGCCGGUAAAAGAAAAAGAGGCAUCACAGAAAUUGUCAACAGAAAAAUCCGGCAAGCCAGGGUGCAAGUUCGAAUCAUCGUAAAAACACAGUUAUUCUACUGGUCUGUGAUCACUUUGGUUUUUCUCAACACAAUUUGCGUCGCUUCUGAGCAUUACGGCCAGCCAGAUUGGCUCACUGAAUUUCUAGAAUAUUCCGAAUUCGCCUUUCUGAGUUUGUUCGUGCUGGAGGUGUUGCUGAAGGUGUUUGCCAUGGGCCAUCGAGCGUACUGGGCUUCAAAAUUCAAUCGAUUCGACUGUAUUGUCAUUGUUGGCUCGGCAUUUGAAGUCAUCUACUCCGAGAUCAAGGGCGGUUCCUUCGGUAUCUCCGUGCUUCGAGCCUUGCGGUUACUUAGGGUUUUCAAAUUGACAAGUUACUGGGUCUCACUGCGUAAUCUGGUGAGAUCGUUGAUGAACUCGAUGAGGUCUAUUAUCUCACUGCUGUUCCUGCUCUUCUUGUUCAUCCUCAUCUUUGCCCUCCUUGGAAUGCAGCUGUUCGGAGGAAAAUUCAACUUCCCGAACAUGCACCCAUACACCCAUUUCGAUACAUUCCCGGUUGCAUUGAUCACAGUGUUUCAAAUCCUUACUGGUGAGGACUGGAACGAGGUGAUGUAUCUGGCCAUCGAAGCGCAAGGCGGUAUCUAUGGAGGCGGGAUGGUGUAUUGCGUCUACUUCAUCGUGCUCAUGUUGUUCGGCAACUACACCCUGUUGAACGUGUUCUUGGCUAUCGCCGUCGACAACUUGGCGAACGCGCAGGAAUUGACAGCCGCAGAAGAAGCUGACGAAAAAGCAAAUGAAAUCGGCGAGGAGAGCGAUAUUGAGGAGGAGCAUUGCAUCAUCGACAUGGAAGGCAAAACAGCUGGAGAUAUGUGUGCUAUCCAACGUCAAAUGGAUGAAGAAGAAUGUGAAGAGGAGGAAAGUCCCUUCGGCGGCCCUCGCCCUAUGGUACCCUAUUCUUCCAUGUUUUUCCUUUCCACCACCAAUCCCAUCCGGGUACUGGUACACGCCAUCUGCUCAACCAAAUACUUCGAAAUGGUCGUGAUGAUUGUCAUUUUGCUCUCUUCGAUAUCAUUGGCCGCUGAGGAUCCGGUGUGGGAAGACAAUCCCAGGAAUAUGUACCUUCAAUACCUGGACUACUGCUUUACCGGAGUGUUCGCUUGCGAGAUGUUCUUGAAGCUAAUCGACAUGGGUAUCAUUCUCCAUCCUGGCGCCUACUGCCGUGACUUCUGGAACAUCCUCGACGGUGUCGUCGUCACAUGCGCACUUGUCGGCUUUGCAUUCUCUGGAGCGGAAGGUGGUGCCGGAAAGAACUUGAGUACGAUCAAGUCUUUGCGAGUGCUGAGAGUGUUGCGACCUCUUAAAACUAUCAAAAGGAUUCCGAAGCUCAAGGCCGUAUUUGACUGCGUGGUGAACUCCUUGAAAAACGUGUUCAACAUAUUGAUCGUUUACUUUUUGUUCCAGUUCAUUUUCGGUGUCAUCGCUGUCCAGCUUUUCAAAGGCAAGUUCUUCUUCUGUACCGACAGUACCAAGAAGUUUGCAAAUGAAUGCCAUGGAGAGUAUUUCAUCUUUGACAAUCAGAAUGAACCUCCACGAAAAGAGACGAGGCAAUGGGUACUGCGAAACUUCAAUUAUGACAAUACGAUCAAUGCCAUGCUGACGUUGUUUGUUGUAACCACCGGAGAGGGAUGGCCUGGAAUCCGCCAAAAUUCGAUGGACACCACGUAUGAAAACCAGGGGCCCUCACCAUUCUUCCGAGUGGAGAUGGCCCUCUUCUACGUGAUGUUCUUCAUCGUGUUCCCAUUCUUCUUCGUCAACAUCUUCGUGGCUUUGAUUAUCAUCACAUUCCAGGAGCAGGGUGAAGCCGAAUUGUCGGAGGGGGAUCUGGACAAGAAUCAGAAACAAUGUAUCGAUUUCGCUCUCAACGCUCGUCCUCGAUCGCUAUUUAUGCCGGAAGAUAAAAACUCGAUCAAAUAUCGUAUUUGGAAGCUCGUCACCUCGCCCCCAUUCGAAUACUUCAUUAUGGCUAUGAUUUGCUCAAACACGGUCAUUCUCAUGAUGAAGUACUACAAGAAUGCUCCAAACUACGAGGCUGUUCUCCGGUUAUUCAACACCUCGCUAACAGCAGUGUUUACCGUUGAGGCCAUUUUGAAAAUCUUGGCGUUUGGUGUUCGGAACUAUUUCCGAGACGGGUGGAAUCGAUUCGAUUUCGUGACUGUCAUUGGUUCAAUUACUGAUGCCUUGGUUACAGAGUUUGGAAAGCAUUUCGUAUCGCUCGGUUUCCUGCGUCUCUUCCGUGCGGCUCGUCUCAUUCGUUUGCUCCAACAAGGAUAUACCAUCCGAAUCCUUCUCUGGACAUUCGUGCAAUCGUUCAAGGCACUGCCAUAUGUCUGUCUGCUGAUUGGAAUGUUAUUCUUUAUCUACGCUAUCGUCGGCAUGCAGGUGUUCGGAAACAUCUACCUCGACUCGAAAACGGAACUGAAUCGACAUAACAACUUCCAAUCGUUCUUCAACUCAUUGAUCCUCCUCUUUCGGUGUGCAACGGGUGAAGGCUGGCAAGACAUUAUGAUGGCGUGUACCGCCGGGAAGAACUGCGCUAAAUUUAUCGAUUUCGAUCCGAUUCUCAACAAGACUGUUGGAAUGCUGUCUAACGAGCCAAGCGCAAAAGGGGCUGUCUGCGGAACCCAGGGUAGCUACGCGUACUUCACUUCCUUCGUCUUUCUCUCAACAUUCUUGAUGCUCAACUUGUUCGUCGCCGUCAUUAUGGACAACUUUGACUACCUGACUCGUGAUUCUUCCAUCCUCGGCCCUCAUCAUCUUGAUGAGUUCAUCCGAGUAUGGGCUGAUUACGAUCCUGCAGCAACUGGCCGAAUCCACUACACCGAUAUGUACGACAUGUUACGAAAUAUAGCACCGCCUGUCGGUUUCGGCAGAAAGUGUCCGUAUCGGUUGGCUUAUAAACAUCUAAUUCGGAUGAAUAUGCCUGUGGCUGAGGACGGGACUGUACAUUUUACGACGACUCUCUUUGCUUUGAUCCGAGAAAGCUUGUCGAUCAAAAUGAGACCUGUCGAAGAAAUGGAUGAAGCUGAUGAAGAGCUCCGGCAAACCCUGCGAAAAGUCUGGCCUCUGAAAGCGAAGAAAAACAUGAUUGACCUGGUUGUUCCACCCAAUCAAGAACUGUGCUACCAACGGCUAACCGUCGGCAAAAUCUAUGCUGGACUUCUAAUCCUCGAAAAUUACAGGGCCAAGAAAUCUGGUACCGAGAUUGGCGGCGGUGGAUUGUUCGGUGGAGGGUUGCGAUCGCUGGUUUCUGCCGCAAAAGCUGCUGCUGGAGCCGCACACAGUCCACCAAAUGUUGAGCAACAUCCACGAGAUCAAUUGGCACCGAAUAACAACAACCUGGAGCAGUCGAGGAGUGCUAGCCCAAAUAGACCGUAUUCGCUGUUCUCCACGCUGGUUGAUACAAUCAAGGCGGCGAAGAGUUCAGAGAGUAUUGAGCACGAGCAGCAACAACAAACUGCACCCGUGAUGGCACAACCAUACCAGAACCAUGUACCUCAACAGUUGCCUCAACAAACACAAAAUCCGGAACCAAAACCAGGCGGUCGACGAUUAUCGGAUAUGUUCUCCCGCCUUCGUCGUGGUAGCAGCAACCCACCACAUGGACAUGAUCAUCAUCCCCAUCAGACAGAGCAACUGCUGCCAUCGAAAUCAAGGUCGAGGUCGCCUUCGCCUCGGUAUCAGGCUAUGCAUACGAGGGAUUCACCACCAAGUCCACCGCAUGGUUAUGGAAGAUAUCGAGAUUCUCCACCUUCGUCCCGAUCCGAUUAUCCAAUGUCAGUACGCGAGCCUAUGCUGCCAAGAGCCAACCGAAACCGGUCCGGAUAUUACGAUAGAUCUCCGAUCUACUCGGAAGACUCGAGCAUGGGUGGACCUGACUUCCCAGGACCCAGACGUGACUAUCCCAGCAGUCGAUACAACGGGUCUCCAACCUCAUCGAUAAUAUCUGAGGAAGAGGAUCCGAUGCCGGCUGCUGUUCGACAGCGGCGAUUGCCCUUGAUCGGGAGCUUGCCAUCACAAGGGCGGUACCCUCCAUCGACCAGUGCUGCUGCCCCAUAUUCCGGAUAUGCCAGCCAUGGUCAAUAUAGCGGGUACAGCAGCGGCCCUUCAAACGCCUACAGCUCGACCGGCCCCUCCAAUGCCUAUUCGUCAACAGGAGCAUACGGAACCAGCUACCACUCGCCAAUUUCCCCCAGGUCUAACGCCAGCUACUACACACCGCGCGGAGGUGUUGCCGCAAAUCAGGGCCCAACACCCGGCCUCUACGAAAUCCCAUCACCAAGCCCUCAACGUGCGGCCGAAAUGUUCUUCCACGGGUCACCGAGAAGAUCGCAACCACCAUCAACAUCGCGUGGCCCGAGAACAAGGGUCAUCCAAGCCCAGCCCGGAACCGUCCCACUCUCCGAUUCCGAGGGCGAAACAGACCGUGAAUGGGCCCAUCUU